Molecule: messenger RNA, 1118 nt
Organism: Austrofundulus limnaeus
Lineage: Eukaryota; Metazoa; Chordata; Actinopteri; Cyprinodontiformes; Rivulidae
Gene: ccdc197
Product: coiled-coil domain containing 197
Source: RefSeq, a predicted model, not a curated record
GAGACGGGCCUGAAAACUUUGACAAAGACACAAGUUGUUCAGAAACAAGCAGAGCCAGAUCAGGUGGACGUAGAAUUUGCAGUGAAGAGACUCGAGUUUAAGAAGUUUUUGGAGGCUCUGGCUUUAAGAAGGUCCGAACUAGAAUAUAAACAACAGCAGGACCGACAGAAAAGAAUCAAGUUUGAGAAGUUUGUUUCUGAGAGAGAAGCGAAGCGGCGUGAAGCACUGAAGACGUGCGAAGCCACGCAAGAGCAGAACAUCUUGAAGCAGAGAGAGAUAGAAGAGCUGACAGAACAACUGAAACAACUCAAAACAAGGAAGCACAGUUUGAAGGAGAAGACGGAAAAACACAAAAUCUACAAGGACUUUGUGAUGAAAACACAGGAUCAUCUUCCUAGGAAUUCCCAUGAUAGUGGCUAUGAAUCUUCUGGAAUGCCCAUUAUUCGGCACCAUGAGAUCCUGUCUGCCACCAAUCAGAAGCUACAACAAAGUUUGGCACAAAUGGAGGAAGAGCUUGAGCAGAUAAAGCGACAACGUCAGACCAUGAAGCAGGAAAAAAACGUUAGAAAACUGCUGGCCAACAAAGAACUUUCUGAACUGCAAAGUGAGUUUGAAACCCUCAACCAGAAGAACAAACAAGCAGAGUUUGACUUGUUCAUGAAGCAAGAUGUGUCCAGAGAGAAGGCUAAAGAGACGGGGAAAUUACUUUUGGCCAUCGAAAACCUUGCACAGCUGUGUUACCUUCCAGCAUACGGACCUCUGGAAAAAAUGGACGUACUGACGAUGAUGGACAUGGUGCAGGAGUACAUUCUGGACAAGUCGGACACAGUAAGAAGAGCCAGGCAAACCACGGAGCACGGCUUGACGGCGACAAGUACAGCAGCUCUGAYCCACAAAAAUGAGAAGGGAUUCACGAAAAACACUGACUAAAACACUACUUAAAAGUUCAAGUAAAGUCAGUAAAUAAAKUGACAUUUAAACAAUGUUACUGUUGUUUGUUCAUAUCUGAUAACUCAAAAUGAGGCUUUACUUGCAUGAAUGUUCUUAAAUGUUUGUUUUUGGUUUUGUUUAAAUGUGUACCACACAUUUAAGUGUUUUAAAUGGAUUUGCACCUUAAA